AUGGCGGACGAGGUGGUGUUGUUGGAUUUCUGGCCAAGCCCAUUUGGGAUGAGGCUGAGGAUUGCUCUGGCAGAAAAGGGCAUCGAGUAUGAGUACAAAGAUGAGGACUUGUGGAACAAGAGCCCAUUGGUGCUGCAGGUGAACCCGAUUCACAAGAAGAUCCCGGUUCUCAUUCACAAUGGAAAACCAGCCUAUGAUUCCCUCAUUGCGCUUCAGUACAUUGAUGAGGUUUGGAAUGAUAAGCCUCCACUCUUGCCCUUUGACUCUUACCUCACAGCCCAGGCCAGGUUCUGGGCUGACUUUGUCAACAAGAAGGUGAUUUUUACUCAUUAA
This is a messenger RNA of Malus domestica (apple), 333 nucleotides long. Its product is annotated as glutathione S-transferase U19-like. Gene Ontology annotation, cellular component: cytoplasm. Gene Ontology annotation, molecular function: glutathione transferase activity. The record is from RefSeq and is a predicted model, not a curated record. Gene Ontology annotation, biological process: glutathione metabolic process. NCBI's taxonomy places the organism in Eukaryota, Viridiplantae, Streptophyta, Magnoliopsida, Rosales, Rosaceae.